Messenger RNA from Funneliformis caledonium, 237 nucleotides. The record is from the annotation of a GenBank genome assembly. NCBI's taxonomy places the organism in Eukaryota, Fungi, Glomeromycota, Glomeromycetes, Glomerales, Glomeraceae.
AUGGCCAGAACAAGUUCAAAACUUUUUCCAAAAAGUUUUCUUAAUCCAAAAAAGAAAGACACAAAUCUUAUAAAGAAAGCUUUAGAUAUGUUAGUCAAAUAUUAUUGUGAUGUUUAUAAUGAUAAAGAUUUUAUGCCACUAUCUAAAAUUUAUACUGCUCAGUCUAAUGCCAUACUGGUACUUCUAAAGGUGAAUAUAUAUGGAAGGUUACAGCUUGAUGCCAAAGUAUUUGGAUCA